GGCGUGAGCCACCGUGCCUGGCCCACAACGUAUUUUUUAAUGCUGGAAGAAUAAAUGAAUUGAGAGGGUGCUCAGAGGUUAUGCAGGUCCAAUGCCCACCACAGCAGAAAUCCCCUCCGUGAUAACCCUGGCAGGUGAUAACCUUUGGCUUAGACGCCUGUAGCAGGGAGAGCUCACUACGUCACAGAGCAGCCUGUUCCAUUAGGUUUUUAAAAAGCGUUUCACUGUGAUAUUAAGAAUCAUCUCCCUAUGAUCUUUCACGCCUGCUCCCCAGGCCUUCAUCACCCUGACUGCCUCCUGCAAGAGAGCUCAAGCUUGCCAUAUCCUGUGCACUGGUGAUGAGGCCCAGACAAGUCUCUGGCCCUCUGGAUCCGGGUGUCUCUAUGUGCCCUGAAAUGACUUAUUUCAGGAUGGUGGGCACCAAUAUAGCCUCAGGAAUUCUGCAAAUUUGUAAAAAUGAAGGAAGAGUUCAUCUGGUGGCAUAGUUUUUUCUUUUUAAACUUAAGAUGAUGGGAAAAGCUGAAGAAAGUAACACCUCAAAUCUAAAUCUUAUGCAAUCUUAUCCAAAAUAAUUUGGAUACCUCGGGAUCCAGGUUCUGUCUCUCCGAUCUCCUAUUUAGAGACACCAUAAAAGACCAUCUCUGGUCCUGGACUACACUCCACUGUUCAACAUGACGGGCAGUGGUUCUAUUUCUCCAGGUUAGAACCCAUCAGGGGAGUGGCUCCACCGUUAGGAACCUGUAUGUCCUGUGGGCCCAUCUGAUUUCAUCUCCUCUGAGCAGGUGCGGGAUGCCCAGGGGCCAUGCAGAGAGGAGACGGUGCAGCCCUGGGAAUCUGGGGCAGGUGAACUCUUGUCCUGGCCUGUGAGGCCGGCUCUGUGUUCUCUGAGGGGUCACCCUCUGCAGAAGUAUGCUCUCAAGGUGUGGCCUCAGCCAAAAAAACAAACAAGAUGAAGCCUCAAAGUUUAGCUCCAUUGUAGCUAUUGUGCUUGUACCAGAGACUUUUGUCUGGGAGCCGGCAGGAGUCUUGAAGCCUGGUGUUGCUCUGCGUAGGCUGCUGAAAUGACAAGGGGACAGCUCAGCUCUGGACAAAAACACCUCCCUGGACGCUGAGACAUCACACUUUACCUCCAAGUCCUUAACGAGGAUGGAGAAAACCACAGAGUGAAUGCUGGAACUUCCCGGGACGUUCCCUUCCUCACCCAGUACCCCCCGCCAUCAGCCUCAGUCCUUUUCAUUUUAAUCAGUCCCAUAAGCCAGCCUCUACUUUUCAAAGGAUCCGAGGAACCUUCCUGCCAAGUCCCACUGAGCUCUUGCCACACUCGAAGAUGUGGGCCAGGCUCUUGUGUAGGUUAAGGAAGUCUGAGAAGAAUAGAGAUUAUAGGAAACAGUCUACCUUUCUUUACAAGGCCUUGUUUUGCAUCCCUGAAAUCUCAGAUUCAGCUCUUACAAUGAAGUCCUGUUGUAGAAAGAGCUGGCCUUUUAUCACCACUUAAAAUCUAAUUAAUCCAUAUUGAAGCACAAAGAUUUCUGUUGUAUUUUAGGGUGAGGGGUCAUAGAGCCUUCUUUGUUCAUCCUUAGACUUAUAAUCAUCAGGCAUUGGGGAUAUAAUUUUACCAAAUUGGAAGGUAACAGAUCAAGUCCUUAUCAGAAAGCCUAACUCAUAGUUUUAAGAGAGUCCUUCGUCCUUUACAUGAAACAUUAUAUUCAAGAAGAACAAAAACGCAUUUCAGAGUGUCCAAAGAGUUAAUGACCACAGCUUAUAUUCCAGGCAGCAUAGAACCAAGAUCGUCACAUUACCGUCAACCACAAAAGACAGCAGAUCCUAUAGGGGUGGCAAAGUCCUAAGACUUGUUGCAAUGGCUUUAAUCUUUAGAAUAGUGAUGCAAUCUGUUGGACUUUUACUAUCUUUCCUGGGAUGGAUUUUAUCCAUUAUUACAACUUACCUGCCACACUGGAAGAACCUCAACCUGGACUUAAAUGAAAUGGAAAACUGGACCAUGGGACUCUGGCAAACCUGCGUCACCCAAGAGGAAGUGGGGAUGCAAUGCAAGGACUUUGACUCCUUCCUGGCUUUGCCUGCUGAACUCAGGGUCUCCAGGAUCUUAAUGUUUCUAUCAAACGGGCUGGGAUUUCUGGGCCUGCUGGUCUCUGGGUUUGGCCUGGACUGUUUGAGAAUUGGAGAGGGUCAGAGAGAUCUCAAGAGGCGACUGCUGAUCCUGGGAGGAGUUCUGUCCUGGGCCUCGGGAAUCACAGCCCUGGUUCCUGUCUCUUGGGUUGCCCACAAGACGGUUCAGGAGUUCUGGGAUGAGAACAUCCCAGACUUUGUCCCCAGGUGGGAGUUUGGGGAGGCCCUCUUUCUGGGCUGGUUUGCUGGACUUUCUCUUCUACUGGGAGGGUGUCUGCUCAACUGUGCAGCCUGUUCCAGCCACGCUCUCCUAGCUUCGGGCCACUAUGCGGUGGCGCAAAUACAAACUCAGUGUCCCUACCUGGAAGACGGGACGGCAGAUCCUCAAGUGUAAGACUCCGACGAGGCCAGAGAUGUA
Messenger RNA from Cercocebus atys (sooty mangabey), 2545 nucleotides. It is a transcript of the gene CLDN24, whose product is annotated as claudin 24. The record is from RefSeq and is a predicted model, not a curated record. The coding region runs from base 1859 to 2521 and encodes 220 amino acids. Gene Ontology annotation, cellular component: plasma membrane; bicellular tight junction. Gene Ontology annotation, biological process: bicellular tight junction assembly; cell adhesion. NCBI's taxonomy places the organism in Eukaryota, Metazoa, Chordata, Mammalia, Primates, Cercopithecidae. Gene Ontology annotation, molecular function: structural molecule activity. The transcript has a single exon.